UAAUUGUUCUACCCCUCCAUUUGAACACACAUUCUUCCAAUCCAACUCUUUCUAUCAUCAACCAAAAAUAAAAUAAAAUUCAUUUAUUGAUGACACGGUUGAGGAUAGCAAAGAAACUUCAACCUGCCAAGAGGGCAUGGAACAGUUUCUCCAACACCGUCCAAUACAAAGUCCACAAACUCAACAUUCCCAAGGCCAUCAAAGCUACCCUUCAACGCCUCUUUCAAGGCUUUCAUUCCCUAAGUCAUCUCAUACACUCUAGACUUCAUCACUCUGUUACCACUACUAGGCCAUAUGCUACUUCUUACUACCAUGUUCAAUACAAACAUGUUGCAGCCAUACACAUAGAUGAACUCUUCGACAAGGCUGUGCAUGCCACCAACAAGAGUAGUGCUAGAAGUAGCGUUGCUAAAGCACAAGGAGAAAGUGGAAAAGGCAAAGAGAAAGAGGUGCAUGGCAAUUACAAUUACAAGGGUAAUUUGGUUGGUGAGAGUAGUGGCUUGAAUACCAUAGAGGAUGCAUGGAAGCUUGUGGUUGCUAGGUCUCCACGGCUGCACGUGGAUCAAAAGGCAGAAGAAUUCAUAAGCAAGUUUCGUGAAGAUAUGAGGCUUCAGAAAGAGAGGUCAAUGCUUGAAUUCCAGGAGAUGCUGGCACGCAGUGCCUAA
This is a messenger RNA of Abrus precatorius (Indian licorice), 665 nucleotides long. RefSeq lists its product as uncharacterized. The record is from RefSeq and is a predicted model, not a curated record. Bases 90 to 665 code for a protein of 191 amino acids. The transcript has a single exon. Lineage: Eukaryota; Viridiplantae; Streptophyta; Magnoliopsida; Fabales; Fabaceae.